AUGGCCAGCCCCAACCAUGACGCAGUCGUUCUCAAACCAAUCCAGCACUCAAAGCGAACGGAUCAAAUCGUUCGACUUCUGCACCGGCACCGGUAUAAUUUCACGAGUGGCAAAGCCUUAAUCAACUUGGCAUUGAAAAUCGAACGGCUGCUGGUGCACACCUUCCCCCACGAUGCCCCUAUUGUCUUGUCCUCGGACGAGCUCGCAGUGAAAGUUAGCCGCAUCAUCACUAAAGUCUUGCAGUUACGUCGAAACAGGCAGCAACGACGCCGAUCGUUUACGAUUGCAAGCAUGCUAAAUCCUGUCGACGGAACUACUACCGGUACUAUCGAAUAGCCAAGCGACUUUUAAGUUAAGGUUCAUUUUGUCCUUCGAUACAUAUGUCCGACCAACUAUCAAGAGACGCAGGGAAUACAAUCGCAGAGUGCAACUGAUCGCUUGAAUCAGGGGUGAUGCUCAACUGGAUUUCAAACAAUCGCACUGACUUUGGUAGCUACAGCUAGAACCCACAAUCGGGCGUGGAUACGUAGAGGUCAGCCGAGGUCAAUGUGAGAUCCAAAUCGAGCGAGGAAUCGUAGAGUGACGCGGCGCGGCGGACGAUAACGAAGCAGUGUCC
Messenger RNA from Aphanomyces astaci, 616 nucleotides. RefSeq lists its product as hypothetical. The transcript has a single exon. The record is from RefSeq and is a predicted model, not a curated record. NCBI's taxonomy places the organism in Eukaryota, Oomycota, Saprolegniomycetes, Saprolegniales, Verrucalvaceae. The coding region runs from base 1 to 336 and encodes 111 amino acids.